This is a messenger RNA of Nomascus leucogenys (northern white-cheeked gibbon), 673 nucleotides long. RefSeq lists its product as uncharacterized. Lineage: Eukaryota; Metazoa; Chordata; Mammalia; Primates; Hylobatidae. Bases 10 to 360 code for a protein of 116 amino acids. The transcript has 2 exons. The record is from RefSeq and is a predicted model, not a curated record.
GAAUACAUCAUGGGUUACCUGCCCAGAAGGUUUCUGCGGGUGAAGAAUCUUUGCUUUCACCUGGACUUUGCUUGCAGUGAAUGGGAAACUUCACAGCAGCUGCCCUCUUCACUGGAAUUCUCUAAGGCGCCUGUUCAGGCCGAGGGAAAUGGCUGCCAGAUUCUUCUGUUUUCUUCAUGGAAAGCUCCCAAGUUUUUCUCUCCAAAAUCCCUUAGAAGUGCUUUGGCCGGUGGAAGAGAGGGGUCUUCAACGCCUUUCAAAGAGCAGCUAAGAAAUAGUGGCUCAGUGAAGUUGCUAGUUAUGGGAACGCCACCUGCUGUGGGGGCUGCCAGUGACGGGAAGUCCAAAUCAGCAAGAUGAACCCCAGCCGCAGGCCUCACAUUCUGGCAGGCUCCACGAGCCAAGAGGUGUCCACGCCAAGUCCUCAUUCCCCUGGUGAUGCCUUAUGGGCUCCAUCAUGUUAGCCAGAAUAUACCCUGGGAGAUUAUAUCUGGGAGACACGUAGCUCAACAAGUACGGAACAUGUUUUCCCUGCUGGUAUUGGGGGGACAGGAUGAAUAUCUGUGUGAUAAGCUCACUGAGAUCUGUUAGGCUUGUUCCCUGUGAAUAAUUUAUAUUUUGAGAAGCCUAGUACUUUCAAAUUCAUACAAUAAUGAGCUGUGUUAUGUUAGGA